ACUUUACUUUUAGCAGGAGCAAAGUUUUAAAGGUAUAGUUAAAGUUAGAACCGACCAUGGAAACCAAGGAUUCGUUUGUACUAGAAACUCGUGAUGUCACCGGAGACAACAUGACGUCACACAAUACUAAUAAUUCGAAUCGUUACUUAUUUAAAAAGAAACAUUCACGAAGGUUUCAUAAAAGCGUAAUCCAAGCAACUGCAGAUAAACUUUGUCAGUUCGUGAGAGACGAAGAUAUGUUAAACAUUAAACUUUACCUUGAUAGUUUACCAAACCAGGAUAAAUUAUGUGCCAUCAAUCAACCUAAUCAAAACGACAAGUUAUCUGCCUUGCACAUUGCUGUCAGGUAUAGUGACGUCACAGUCACUGAGUUACUGCUUGGUCAUGGCUCCGACAUUAACAUUGUUGGAGAGGACGGGAAACGUCCGAUUCAUUUUGCUGCCAAGUUUUACAAAGUUGGCAUGCGAGAGCGGCAAAGCCAAAAAUUGAAAUCUUGUCUUGAAGUAUUGUUGGAGCAUGGUGCGGAUGUUAACUCUACAGAUGUAUAUGAAGCAACUGCUUUGCACUAUGCUUGUGAUAAAGGUCAUGCUGUUGCGGUUCAGUUACUACUUAAAUGCAAAGAUAUUCAAUUGGAGGUAAAAGAUAUAAGAGGAUCCACCCCACUUCACGAGGCAGCACAACAUGGACAUCUUAAUGUUGUUGAACUUCUCUUGCUUCAUGGAAACAAAUCUAUGUUAAUGAUGAAAGAUAGAAGUGGAAACACUCCACUAAUAAUGGCAUGCAGAAAUGGCUAUUGCGAGGUAGCAGAAGCGUUGCUGAAAGUAGCUGGUGUUGCUGGUGAUGAUGGUCGAUUGUUGAGACUUUUAGAUCGAGAUCAUGAACUAAAUACGCCACUACAUUGCACAGUGGAAAGUGGAGAUCUUAAAACUUUCUUACUUAUCCUUGAAACUUGGGAUCAAGAAGUUCAACUAAUAGAAGGGAAUUCAAGAAAAUAUUACUUAACUGAGAAUUCAAAUUAUGUUGGUCUUGCGAGGGGUGAUGGUAACACUUGUUUACACUUGGCUGCCAUGAUUGGUCGACUUGAUAUGAUGCAGUUGAUUUUAUCCCGAGAUACGAACAUUAAUCAACGAAACGAUCAAUUGGCAACCCCUCUGUAUUUGUCAGCUCAACCAAACUUUUUGGAGUGUGUUGAAUAUCUGUUGACUAUACCAGACUGUGAUUGUGAACUGUCUAACAUACAAAAUAUUUCCCCACUGAUGAUUGCUUGUAAAGAAGGAAAUUAUGAAAUUGUUCAAUGUUUGAUCAAUCAUAAAGCAAAUGUUGUUAAAAGAGGAUUCAAAGAUCAGCAUUGCCUUCAUCUUGCUGUAAAACAUGGAAGAUUAAAAGUUGUUGAGUUGUUGCUUGGUCACCAUGAGCGUGAGCAAUUGUUGACGGAUUGUGAUAAAGAAGGAAACACUGCCUUGCAUCUUGUAGCAGAGCAAGGAAGACUGGACAUUUUCAAGAUUGUCAUUGCUGCUUAUUCCAAAUUUAAUAUGCGAAAUGACAAUGAAGAAACUCCGCUUCAUGUUGCAUCAUAUAAUGGUCAUUAUGACAUUAUUCAUGAGAUAGUGAUGCGUGAUAGAGCAACACUGAAUGAUCAAGAUGCAAAAUCUCAAAGUCCUUUGCAUCUUGCUGCUCUGCGUGGACAUCUUAAAGCUAUCAAGGAAUUAUUGAGAAUGGGAGCAUGUGCAAGGGACAUUGAUGGUCGUGGUUGGACGGCUUUGGAUGUUUGUGUGAAUGAGAGCUGGGUGGAUUGCGCAACGAUUCUUCUGCAAAAUGAUCCAAGUCUGCUUCAAAACAAAACUAGACUAUUUGAAAGUCCUCUUCACAUUGGAUGCAGGAAAGGCUGCAAGGAAAUGGUGGGUCUGCUUCUUUCAUGGGGUGCAGAUGUUUCAUCUCGGCUGCUUGAUGGUAGGAAUCCAUUAGAUGUUGCUAUUGAUAAUCAAUGUGAAGAUUGUGCAAGGUUACUGAUCGAGCAUGCUAGUUGGGAGAAAAGUUUGUCAAACGUGACUUUAUCAGCAGCAGGUCAAAUGUCGACGCCAUUCCGUCGAUUAAUUAAACAUUUGCCUGCUGUUGCUGAGGCUGUGCUGACAAAGUGCAUGAAAAAAGACAAUUUGAGAUCUGACAAUCCUAAUUAUGAGAUUACUUUUGAUUAUAAAUUCCUUGAUGAUGCUUUUGAGGUUGGAAGGUGGUCUGGUGGUAAAGAUUUAAUCAAACAGGAAAAAAACACAAAUUCAUCAAGCAAUAAAAAAGUUGAUUUCUUUCUGGAACAAUAUGAUAUCUAUGAUAAUUACCAUCGACUUAAGAAAGGAGUUGUCCCUUAUUCUGAUUCUGCAGCAGAUGUUUCUAAAGAUCACCCUUUAACGCUCAUGGUUGAAUCUAAACGUGAAUCGCUCUUGCAACAUCCCACUGUUACAAGCUUGUUGAAUUAUAAGUGGAAAAAGUUUGGUCGGUAUUUGUAUGGAUUAAAUCUGGCUUCAUACAUUGUUUAUCUUGUCUUGUUGAACGUUUAUAUGACGACAACACCCCCAAGAUUUGCGAUCAAUAUUACUGGAACCGAGAGUGGGAUUGAACAAGGGCAGUCAUGCAUCAGGAUAAUUGAGCAAGCACAGGAUGUUUGGGGAAAUACAUGUCAAAAUGCAGAUGGAGCCCGUUACAUCACAAUCGCUCUUAUCAUUGCAUUUUCCGCUGUUCAACUUGCAAAAGAGAUGUUACAAAUUCUCCACCAAAGAUUGAAAUAUUUUUUGGAUCUUUCAAAUUACAUGGAACUUGCUCUGUAUUCGCUUUCCAUCCUUGUAUUUGUGGAUUCGGAUCCUCUUGCAUCGGAUACUGGAAUAAGAGAGAAAUGGCAGUGGGAAUGUGGUGCAUUUGCCGUCUUGUUGUCAUGGAUGAAUCUAUUGCUGUAUGUACGGAGAUCAUUAUCACUUGGUAUCUAUGUAUUUAUGGUGGCAAGUGUGACUUUAUCCUUUCUAAAGUUCGCUGCAAUCUUGAUUUUAUUCCUUCUUGGCUUCUCAUUCAGUUUCUAUGUUCUAAUGCAAAACCAGUACGAAUUCUACACCCCAAUAACUGCAAUUGUAAAAACUUUUGUGAUGAUGAUUGGUGAGAUGGAUUACUCUACUGUAUUCUUGUCACAUUUCACAACAACUGAUUACAAUAGUGUUCUUCAAUAUUCAACCUCAUCUUACUUUGUGUUUGUGAUAUUUGUUGUUGUUAUGAGUCUGCUUGUUACAAAUCUCUUGGUUGGUCUUGCCGUUGAUGAUAUUGCUUCAGUGCAAGAGCAAGCUACUUUGAAACGGCUAGCUUUGCAAGCAUCUGGCAUUCUUGACAUGGAAUAUGCUGUCCCGUUUUUUCUUCGGCGAAGAUGGGUUAUUCGGAUUAAUCGAAUUUAUCCGAACAAACUCCGCAAUCAACCAGCUUUCAUUCGUUGGUUUCUAACAGUUGGGACUGAAACGCAAAAAAUGACUCCUAAGGAAAAAAGCGAAACAGAGAAAUUGUCAGAAGACGUCAAAGAAUUGAAGGAGCUCAUCAUGAAACUAAAUUUAGAUCUUCAGAAAAUGUCUGCCAAUUCACAACAGGCUGGAACAGCUCUUUAAACCUUAACUAUAUAUACAUGCAACCUACAUAGCUAGUUUUAAAAUGAUUUAUAUAAGGUAAAGCAGGAAUCAGAUAUUUUGUUUGCACAAACAGAAUAUUUGUUUGGGUAUUACGUACUUUCAUAAAAAACAUAUUAUUAUAGACCCAUCCGUAUUAUAAAUAAAUACACAGCAAGCAAUUAAUCACGAAGUUUCCAAUUUUGCUUCAAACAACUCCUACUUACAAAGUAUGUCCAGAGAAACGAGCCCGCAUUGAAAUCGACAUAAUAACCACAAUGCUAUUUUCUGUAAAAUUUAACAACGGAGUGCGAAUAUAUAAUAUUAUUGACUUAAGUUCUCAAUGCUAUAUGUGACAAACAAGCCCCAGAAUUACAACGUUUGUGAUAGAAUUAAAGUAUACGUGAAGUACA
Molecule: messenger RNA, 4042 nt
Organism: Ciona intestinalis (vase tunicate)
Lineage: Eukaryota; Metazoa; Chordata; Ascidiacea; Phlebobranchia; Cionidae
Source: RefSeq, a predicted model, not a curated record